This is a messenger RNA of Anopheles cruzii, 4564 nucleotides long. RefSeq names its product mediator of DNA damage checkpoint protein 1-like. Gene Ontology annotation, molecular function: protein binding. The record is from RefSeq and is a predicted model, not a curated record. Lineage: Eukaryota; Metazoa; Arthropoda; Insecta; Diptera; Culicidae. Bases 23 to 4198 code for a protein of 1391 amino acids. Gene Ontology annotation, cellular component: MLL3/4 complex. The transcript is spliced from 6 exons.
UCUUAAAUGUAAAUUCUGUACCAUGUCGCGUUGUAAUGUUAUAAGUCUGAUCGUCCGCGGUGUCCCAUACACCGUACCUCCAGGGCUUUCGGUGAUCGGUUCAACGGAGCACGAACCCUACAAUUCGUUACUGGUAGCCGAUCAGACCGUCUCACCUAAGCAUGCCAGCAUUCGCUACGAUUCAGCCACAAACAGACUGGAGGUAAUGGACUUGUGUUCACACAGUGGUGUCACUGUUGAUCAGCGCCCACUGGAUCCGUUGGUGUGGUGUGAAAUAAACGCGCUCAGCCGAAUAUUGUUUGGUUCCGUAACUGUGAUUGUCAAAAUCGACCUACCAUCCAAGAAGCCCGACAUUUCGUUCUUUCAAGAUGACGAUUCAAACGACUUUAUUGACUGCAGUCUUGAGGAAUCACACCUGGUUAAGUCAGGGCAAGCGGCAACAUCAGGCAGUGGUGUUUCGCUUAAUGAAUCACUUAGACCGUUUGCGUCCAUUCGUGCAACAGCAACACUGUCAUCGGCCGAGGAGCACAAGAGCGCUCGGCGUAGCAGUUUUCUGGUUCCAGCUACGCAGCAGCUCGAAGAGAGCAUGUCUUCAACAGUUCCCAAUGGCUCCAAACUGGACAUUGAAGAUGGUGUAGCGAGUAGACAGCCAAUCGGUGAAGCAAACCCCGAAACGGGACUCCUGGGAAAAGAUGGUGACGACGACGAUGGAUUUUUCUUCAUUCCCGAAACCCAACUGGAUGAGCUUGACUGCGUUUCGGCAGUGAUUGGAGGGAUUGCUCCCGUUGGGGAACCUACAUGUUGUGUCGUAACGCAAUCCACAGAAGACGACUACUUCCAAAUGACGGAACAAGACGAUGACGAUCAGAACAGCAUCGAUGGACUGUUCAACAAUAAGUACAUCGAGGAGUCGCAAAAUUUGCUCCAAAGCAUGGACGAAUCGUACCGGGUGCAGGCGCCGGAACACGAUGAAAGGCAGCGACGUGCCUCGAUAAUCCCCGAGCGAUCCGUGGAUUCGAUAUCGUGUCAUGAGAAUCAAAACACCACACAGGAGAUGAGUCGCAUUGAGUGGAACGAGAGUAAACAAGCAAACGAUCGAUCGAUCGCUGCAGCGGUAACCGAUAUGGAAGCUGGCCCUGGACAAGGAGAAGCCUGCUGUGACGAGCCAGAUGACCGAACAGUGACACCGGAUUUAGUUUUCGAGAAAACGCAGGAUGGCGAGAAAGAAUCACGUAAUGGAGCAACUGAUCGUGGCGAAGAAGAUGAUCGAACAGCGACACCGGAUUUGAAUUUCGAUAAACCGCAGGACGGCAAGAAAGAAUCGAGGGCUGGUUCAGCAACGCCGGACCUGAACGGGCACCUUAAUGGCAAACCUGGAGCAACUGAUCGGGGCGAAGAAGAUGAUCGAACAGCGACUCCCGAUCUGAAUUUCGAUGAACCACUGGAAGCAGCGAAUAAGAAGCGGGAUUCGUCACCAACCUCGGAGUUGGAACUGGACAGGAAAGCUCCACAAAAAAGCACCCAAAUUGAAGCUCCUGCGGCACUGUGCAUUGAGGAACAGCAAGAACUUGAUCAGGAGCCUGAAAUUUCCCUUAACCAAGAGGGUGCCGUACUUCCUGCGACGAACAACGUGUACGAGAUCGAAACACAAGCCUUGUUCGCGGACGAACUGGAACUACCUGCGGAUGAUGUUGAUCCGUACGAUUUAUCUACACAGCCGCUACCGCGAAAGAAAGCCGCAGUGUUGCCCGCAGUUCUGCGCCCAAAAAGUCAACGGAAAAAGAAAGAAUCCCCGGCCAAGGUUGAUGAGAAAGAUUUGCUAACACAGCCCUUAACUCCACCAAGCUUAUCUUUGGUGCCGCGCGCAACGCGCCGUAACAAGGCUCCGGAAGUUUGUUCUCCGGUUUCGAUAGACCCAUCCGAUCUGCUGACACAACCUCUCAGCCCACCGAGGCGGUACCUUUCCGGGGGGGUGCGUAAGGACAGCCCAGCUAAAACGAAAACGAUCCCGAAAACAACGAGCACCGUCUACGAUUUGCAGACGCAACCGUUGAGCCCGGCGCUAUCGCGGAUGCUAUCGGAUGAUAGAUUUAGCGAUAGAGUUCCUGUAGUUGCCCUGGUUGAUAUUAAACACUAUCGCCGAUCGAACGAAUCGGUGCACGAUCCUUAUCUGGCCGCAACGCAACCUUUGAUAGAAGACGAAGAGGGCAAUGUUUACGAUCUCCAAACACAGCCGUUGCAUACGACGUCGCGAGUAACGGCUGGCUCUGGUAGCGAUCUUGACGAUAGCGGAAACCACACGAUUCCGAUGGCCGGCAAUGAACAGUAUCUGGCGACUAGGGGGGAGUCGUCGAACGUUACACAAUUUUGUCCACAAAUUAAUAGCACCGUCCGCCAGUCGAUGAUUGCUGAUCAGCGGCAAGAACAACAGCUGAAAAUCUCUCCCUCUUCCAAUAAGGAAAACCAAGCGGCAGACACUUUGUCCAGCGAGCCCGAGGACGAGGAUCUUGAGGAUAACUUUUGUUUGGCUGCAACGCUUCCGAUCGCGGAACUCGGGACGGGCGGCCCAACCGGCUCCAAGCCAAGUGGGAAGGUGAACAAACGCUCCACAAAGAAAACGGACGAGCUCACAUUUAAACAGCCGGCUACCAAAACCCCGGCGCCCAAGAAACGAAAGCCGUCUUCGUUUUCUCAGUUCUCGACUCCAGAACACUCGCUGUUCGCUUGUCUUCCAAAGGCAGAUGUGAUCCGUUCGUCGACGAGUGUGAUAAGCGGACUCUGUGGAACUAGUUCGCAUGGUGCGGUCAGUAAACAUCCGUAUCCUUUCGGUGAUGGCAGCAGCAGUGACAGCGAAGAGGACAGCAAUGUGUUCAAAAAAACCAACGUUAGCGAGGCGUUUGAGCGUGAGCUGGAAAAAUCAAAAGAGGAUGCAAAGCGCAGCAAAUUGGCCAAAGAAGCAAAAACGGAUCGCCCAACGAAAUCUAGCCGUUCGAAGCGCACGGAAAAACCGGUUGAGAAAGAGCUCGAGGCGCACGGGGAUGCCAGAGCUGGCACAUCCACGAAAACAAGCACCACCACCAACGCGGAGAGAAAAUCAACCAGGAAAAGGGAAACCACUAGGAAGCUGGAGGAGGCACUAGCGAAACCAACGCGAAAAAGGGGCUCCGAGUCGAGCGAGCCAUCCGCAGCAGUGCACAAUGCACUUCCCAAGCGCAGUCGCCGUGAGGUGCAUCAAAAGAUACCAACGAUAGAGGAAUCGGUUGAGUAUGACCGUCACAGCACUGGUGUUAGUUCCGCUGGCAACGAGAUUGUUCCGCAAUUGCGCACCCGAACGCGAAAGGAGAGUUCUACGGAGCGGCAGGAAAAGCUUUCGACCGAAGCGACUGAGCGGACAACUUCGGCGGCCAUCACCACCACUCGGACCUCUCGGAAGAAGGUAGAUGCUUCAAACGGCGUUACGGGUCGGGAAGUAAAUGGAUCUUCGAUAGUCGGGGCGGCGGGUGGAGUGGAAAGGGAAACGCCGGUUCGGGGGAACCUUAGCUCCACCAGCAGCGUGGCGAGCGAUGGGUCGAAUAUGUCGAUCCGGCCCAGAAACCGGCCAAUGAUCAUGUUCACACGACUGGACCCCAAACCGUACCGAGCGAUUAUAGCCCGUGCUGGUGGUAAAGUAGUGGACAUACCGGAAAUGGCCACGAUCCUCGUGACGGAUCGCAUCAAACGAACGUACAAAUUUCUUUGCGCCGUCGCCAAAGGUAUACCUAUUGUGGGCCAGUCGUAUCUGGACGCCUUGAAAGCGACUGACCGGAAAGACAAACCAGAUCCAUGGGAACACAUUCUGAUCGACGAUGAAGCGGAAAAGCGCUACGCUUUCUGUCUCCGUGAUACACUGUUGAAGGCACACCAGAACCAACUGUUCCGUGACUAUACCGUUUUUGUGACCUCCAACACGCAGCCACCCGCAUCGGAUCUAUUUUUGAUACUAUCGUGUGCCGGAGCCAAGCCGUUAAAAAACCCGCCCAGCAGCAGUUCACCACCGAUUAAUGUGCACAAAAUGUUUGUAAUCUCGAGUCCCGCUGAUGCUGCAUCGUGGGAAAAGUACAGGGAAAAAUAUCCACACAUUGAAAUCAUCUCCACGGAAGGGUUUAUGAUCUCCAUCAUACAUCACGUGGUUUCGUUUGAGAAAUAUCGAUUGCUUUGAAUUACACCGUUAUUCCGUGCACAAAAAUGGACGUGAACCUAGUACAAUGACCCAGAGCGAAGUGACGAAAUGUUGUGCCAUCAGUCAAUUAACAAAACAGGUGCUGCAUUGACAUGUUUUUUACAGAGACUAUCCUUUUCCUUACUCUUGCUUAACUCCAGUGCUUUAUUGUUGCUCUACGAAACUUUCGCGUUUUAUUAACAAUCAACUUUGAAAUUACCUGAGAUUGCUCUUUACCAUGCGCCUUCCGUUUUCGAUGAAACGGCCACUUUUACAUCACAUUUUGCCUCAGUACGACCUUGUGAAUUACAAUUGUUUGUGUUGCAAACGCAUUUGUUUACUUAAAAAAUAAAUUAACCGUUAUUC